Molecule: messenger RNA, 487 nt
Organism: Guyanagaster necrorhizus
Lineage: Eukaryota; Fungi; Basidiomycota; Agaricomycetes; Agaricales; Physalacriaceae
Exons: 3
Coding region: 98-385 (95 amino acids)
Source: RefSeq, a predicted model, not a curated record
CGACACAAAUGUUUUCAUCCGUAGACAUGAAGCCACUUAUUAUGAUAACUUUCUCUCUAUUCUUCACCAACGUUUCCCGAGUAUCGCCAGAGAGUCAAUGAUCAUCCAAACCAAUGAGUUGGGUAUCUGCGCUGGACGGUAUGUUGAUAUUGAGGAUGAUAUGUGGCUGGAGGUUAGCCCUCAGAUUCAUAAUAUCAAGGUUAUCUCUCGACCGACACAAACAUCGACGCAGCCUGCCCAACCUGUGAAGACAGUUGAUCCGUUUGCCUCGUUUUCUAAUGCUUGUAAAAAUUGUGGUACGGUGGGACACUCGAAGGCUCGUUGCUGGCGUAAGGGCGGCGACAUGGAGGGACAAUACCCUGCCUGGUGGAAAGGGCCGCGGUGAUACGCCGCCGAAGCGUAUAGUAAGAGAAAUACCCUCGGAAAGAAAUUUUGCUGUAUUUUCAAAGCAUAUUACUUGUGUACAAUAAAUAAAACUACCAGACAG